Molecule: messenger RNA, 2683 nt
Organism: Macadamia integrifolia
Lineage: Eukaryota; Viridiplantae; Streptophyta; Magnoliopsida; Proteales; Proteaceae
Product: oligopeptide transporter 4-like
Exons: 6
Coding region: 183-2441 (752 amino acids)
Biological process (GO): transmembrane transport
Molecular function (GO): oligopeptide transmembrane transporter activity
Source: RefSeq, a predicted model, not a curated record
GUCGUGCAUUACUAGUCCAUUAGUUUAAACGGAGGAGGACAUCUCUUCUCCAGUAUUUGCUAAAAAUAGAUAGUCGGGUUACACCAGCUUUUCAACUACUUGCCCUUAUUCCUAUUUAUAUAUACUCCUCUCGUCUUUCUUUACUGCGAUCCUCCUCGAAAUCUUUUUCUUCUCCCUUCUCCAUGGGUAGUGUUUUUGAGAUAGAUACGUCGGUGCCUAAGAAGGGGAAGGAGAUGAAGAGUAAGGAAGCAGACUUGGAAGAGGAGAGGAUAGACGACGAUGAGUUAUCGCCAGUCGAACAAGUCCGCCUGACGGUGACCAACACCGACGACCCAUCCCUUCCAGUAUGGACUUUCCGAAUGUGGUUUCUAGGGAUAAUUUCUUGUGCUCUUCUCUCUUUCCUGAACCAGUUCUUCUCGUACCGUACAGAACCCCUUUACAUAACCCAGAUCACAGUUCAAGUAGCCACUCUUCCCAUCGGCCAUUUCAUGGCUUCUGUAAUUCCCAGUUCCAAGUUUCGGAUUCCUGGGUUUGGGUCGAAGGAAUUCUCUUUCAAUCCAGGGCCUUUUAAUAUGAAGGAACAUGUGCUCAUCACCAUAUUCGCCAACGCUGGUUGCGCUUUCGGCAAUGGAACUGCUUACGCCGUCGGCAUUGUUAACAUUGUUAAGGUUUUCUAUCAUAGGAACAUCUCCUUCAUCGCCGGUUGGUUACUCAUUAUCACUACACAGGUACUCGGAUACGGUUUUGCGGGGCUACUAAGAAAGUACGUGGUUGAACCGGCCCAUAUGUGGUGGCCCAGUACUCUCGUUCAAGUUUCUCUCUUCCGGGCUCUGCAUGAGAAAGAAGAGGUUCGCUUGUCAAGGGCAAAGUUCUUCUCCAUUGUAUUCGUUUGCAGCUUCUGCUAUUACACUCUCCCUGGAUUUCUCUUCCCAACACUGACAAGCAUCUCAUGGGUUUGCUGGGCAUUCAAAAACUCCGUUACUGCACAGCAGAUUGGUUCAGGCAUGUCUGGUCUAGGACUUGGGGCAUUCUCCUUAGACUGGGCCGGAGUGGCUUCUUUCCUCUUUAGCCCUUUAAUCAGUCCUUUCUUUGCCAUCGUUAAUGUCUUCGCCGGUUACGUCUUGAUCCUCUACUUAGCCAUGCCCAUAGCUUACUGGGGUUUUGACUUGUAUGGCGCCAAGAUGUUUCCCAUAUUCUCUUCUCACUUGUUCCAAUCCAAUGGCCAACGAUAUAACAUAUCAGCCAUUGUUAACAAGAAUUUUGAGCUUGAUAUCCCCUCAUAUGAAAAGCAAGGACGGAUCAAUCUCAGCAUGUUCUUUGCUCUAACCUAUGGUUUUGGUUUCGCCACUAUAGCUUCCACCCUCACUCAUGUGGGCUUAUUUUAUGGAAGGGACAUCUAUCAUCAAUACCGUGCUUCUCAAACGAGGAAGAUGGAUAUCCAUACUAGAUUAAUGAAGCAGUACAAGGACAUACCCCAAUGGUGGUUUUACCUGCUACUUUCAGCAACUAUUGUGGUCUCUCUUGUGCUUUGCACAGUGCUGAAGGAUCAAGUUCAAAUGCCGUGGUGGGGUCUCAUCUUUGGUGCUGCCCUUGCCUCCAUAUUCACCCUUCCCAUCAGCGUCAUAACAGCCACAACGAAUAUGACACCGGGGCUUAACAUCAUCACAGAGUAUUUAAUGGGUAUUAUCUUACCAGGAAGACCAAUUGCCAAUGUUGUUUUUAAAACAUAUGGUUAUAUGAGCAUGUCACAAGCUGUCUCCUUCCUCAAUGACUUCAAAUUAGGCCACUACAUGAAGAUACCUCCAAGAUCUAUGUUUUUAGUUCAGUUCAUUGGGACCGUAAUAGCUGGAACAGUCAACAUCAUUGUGGCAUGGUGGCUACUGCAUUCUAUCCCUAACAUUUGCAACGAUGACCUUCUCCCUCCCAACAGUCCAUGGACAUGUCCAAACGACCGUGUCUUCUUCGAUGCAUCAGUCAUUUGGGGUCUGGCCGGACCCAAAAGGAUUUUUGGUACACUUGGAAACUAUGAAGCACUCAAUUGGUUCUUCAUAGGAGGUGCCUUAGGUCCUGUCUUGGUUUGGCUUUUGCACAAAGCAUUCCCUAAACAGUCCUGGAUUCCUUUAAUCAACCUUCCAGUCCUUCUAGGAGCAACUGCUUUGAUGCCACCAGCGACGGCUAUGAAUUACAAUUCGUGGAUCUUUGUUGGGACAAUUUUCAAUUUCUUUGUAUUCCGGUACCAGAAGAAAUGGUGGCAAAGAUAUAACUAUGUUCUGUCCGCAGCUCUAGAUGCUGGGUUGGCUUUCAUGGCUGUGCUUCUUUACUUCACAGUGACAAUGGAGAAUAAAUCUAUCACUUGGUGGGGUUCGGAAGGAGAACACUGUGAUUUGGCUUCUUGCCCCACUGCCAAGGGUGUGGUGGUUGAUGGCUGUCCUGCCUACUGAAGAACUAUUAACCAAAAAUUCUCUUCUUCUGCUCCCCUUCUCUCUACCGUCAAUAUGUAUGUAUUUCUUUACUCUAUUUUACUCUGCAAUUUUAGUAAGCUAUCAAAUCAUUGUACACAUGAAUUAAAUUAAGUUGAGAUUAGGAAGUUGAAGACAACUAAAGAACCAUUUGAAAGGUAAUUUAAUUUUUAGAUUUGAGAUUGGAAGUAAUGCCCAUGACCUCUAUAUUUAUAAUUGAUCUA